GAAGCAUCAGUAAAAUCAGCUCAGACCCCAUGAAGGCCAUGAACGAUGCUGUGGACGAAUCCUCAAACUUCAUCUCGUCCAUAUUUCAUUUUGCUGCCAGUCUGAUUGCUCCUGAGGAGGAAGACGGAAAUCUUUACGCCGUGAGGAAAAAAGGAGAAUUCCUACCAUCGAGAAGUAAAGUUAUAAGAAUGCAAGCAAAGGAAACACUGGAAAAGAUGGAAGCAGAGGAAGAGGAGGAGGAAGAUGUGGAGUCUGCUGGGGGAGAUGAAGGAGAGGAGGAGGAGGAGGUGUAUGAGGAGGAGUAUGAGGAAGAGGAGGAGUAUGAGGAGGAGGAGUAUGAGGAAGAGUAUGAGGAGGAGUAUGAGGGAGAGGAGGAGGAAGAGUAUGAGGAGGAGUAUGAGGAGUAUGAAGAAGAAGAGGAGUACGAGGAGGAAGCUUGA
Molecule: messenger RNA, 440 nt
Organism: Austrofundulus limnaeus
Lineage: Eukaryota; Metazoa; Chordata; Actinopteri; Cyprinodontiformes; Rivulidae
Product: triadin
Cellular component (GO): sarcoplasmic reticulum; membrane
Molecular function (GO): signaling receptor binding
Source: RefSeq, a predicted model, not a curated record